Messenger RNA from Procambarus clarkii (red swamp crayfish), 2069 nucleotides. RefSeq names its product probable ATP-dependent RNA helicase pitchoune (gene pit). Gene Ontology annotation, biological process: maturation of LSU-rRNA from tricistronic rRNA transcript (SSU-rRNA, 5.8S rRNA, LSU-rRNA). Gene Ontology annotation, molecular function: ATP binding; RNA helicase activity; nucleic acid binding. Gene Ontology annotation, cellular component: nucleolus. NCBI's taxonomy places the organism in Eukaryota, Metazoa, Arthropoda, Malacostraca, Decapoda, Cambaridae. The record is from RefSeq and is a predicted model, not a curated record.
UUCCCUGGUUGUGUACACUUGUGGGUAGUGAGAGGAAGUGCACGUGUGGAGAUCUUUUGCCAUCAGGAAGAUCUGUUUAUACACCAUGGCGCCUCCUCUUCCAGACAAAAUACUCAUGAGGAAGAUCAAGAAAAGCCAGAAGAAGAAACUAAAAAUGCUUAAAGCUAAAGAGGAUAGUAAAGUUUCUGGAAGUGCAGAGGAACCAUUACCAGAAGAUGAAACUGAACGUCUUAUUCACUGUCAUCCGUCCCUAAGUAAACGGCCGGCUGAAGAUGACCCUAUUCCUAAAAAGAAAAAGAAGAAGAAAUUGCAGGAGGUGGAGGAAGCUCUUGAUGCAGGAGCUGAUAAUGAAGUCACACCUGAAGUAGAACUUAAAAAGAAAAAAAAGAAGAAAAACAGAAAUGAAGUUCCUGUUCGAGCACAACCACAAGUUUGUGAAUCUGUUGAGGAAGAAAACGAGGAGGAGGAGGAUAUAAACAAAGAAGACAAUGAUGAUGGAGAAGAGACUGGUUACGAAAGUGAAGAGGGUAAAAAUGGUACCAGCACAUUUGGAUUUGAUGCAACAACAAAUAAGUCAUUUGAUUGUCUGAAGGGUGUGAUCUCUGAAGAGACCAUGAAGGCAGUUGUUAAUAUGGGGUUCACGGAAAUGACAGAGAUUCAAGCCAAAGCCAUUCCAAAGCUCUUAGAAGGACGGGAUUUACGUGGAACAGCUAAAACUGGUGCAGGAAAAACACUUGCCUUUGUUAUCCCUGCUGUGGAGUUAAUACAUAAAUUGAAGUUUAAACCUAGAAAUGGUACUGGUGCCAUCAUUGUGUCCCCAACACGAGAAUUAUCCAUGCAGACCUUUGGUGUGUUGCGAGAAGUCAUGGAGGAUCACACUCAGACCUAUGGCCUCAUUAUGGGAGGUGCGGACCGCAAGAGUGAAGCAACUAAGUUAGCUAAAGGAGUAAAUAUAUUGGUAGCUACACCUGGAAGACUUUUGGAUCACUUACAAAAUACUCCACAUUUUAUGUAUAAGAAUUUGGUGUGUUUAGUUAUUGAUGAAGCUGAUCGAAUCUUCGAUGUGGGUUUUGAAGAGGAAAUGAAGCAGAUUUUGCGGUUAUUACCUAAGAGAAGGCAGACCAUGCUUUUCAGUGCUACAAAAGACAACAAAACCAAUGAACUGGCAAGACUUGCACUAAAAACUGAACCCAUGGAAGUUGACGUUGAUUCUGACAAAAUCAAUGCAACUGUGGAGGGCCUAGAACAGGCAUAUUUGGUAUGCCCAGCAGACAAAAGAUUUCUAGUUUUGUACACAUUUAUUAAGAAGAACAAGAAAAAGAAAGUUAUGGUAUUCUUAAGUUCUUGCAUGGCUGUCAAGUUUUAUCAUGAACUCCUCAACUACAUUGAUCUUCCAGUGAUGUGCAUACAUGGCAAACAAAAGCAGGUUAAGCGGACCAGUACAUUUUACCAGUUCUGCAAUGCUGAAUCUGGUAUCCUGCUGUGCACAGAUGUGGCAGCUCGUGGGUGGGACAUUCCCGCUGUGGACUGGAUCGUUCAGUAUGAUCCUCCUGAUGAUCCCAAAGAAUAUAUCCACCGUGUUGGAAGAACAGCCCGUGCCGGUGGUCAAGGCCAUGCUUUGUUGUUCCUUCGGGAAGAGGAGAUUGGUUUUGUGCGAUACCUGAAAUCCCACAAGGUUAAUGUCGAUGCUAUGGACAUUACCUGGAGCAAAGUGGCCAAUAUUCAGCUUCAGUUGGAAAAGUUGAUGACGCAGAACUACUUCCUCCAUGCCAGUGCUAAGGAGGCUUUCAAAGGGUAUGUGCGAGCAUACAACUCCCACCAGGAGAAAGACAUUUUUGACAUCAACACGCUCGACUUGAAAAAGGUUGCAAAAUGCUUUGGUUUUCAAGUACCUCCAUUUGUUGAUUUGGGCUUUUCCGCCGGUAAACGACCAGUGAAGCGGGGCGGUGGCGGCGGCUAUGGUGGGAUAAAUAAGAAACAAGUGGCAAAAGCAAAAAUUUUCAGACAGAUUAAAAGCAAGAAUAACUAAUGUGAUAAUUUAAUAAAAACUAUUAAAAUGUAAUCAAAGA